AUGCGAAACCCUCCAGCCAACUGCCGGUACAUGGCAAGUAUCGUAACUGAUACAGCUCGAGUUGGACAAGACAAUCCGCCUUUUGUAAAGGCAGAUGUGGACCAUGUGCAAGGACAGGCAGUGUUCUCUUCAAAGCAGUGUGCGGUUGGACCAAAGCUACAAAACUACGAGAUCAUAGGUUUGGCAACAGCGGAGCUUGCCUACGAGCGUGAUCCCGGUUCCACAAUUGUCAUGUGUUAUUGCAUCCAGCGCAUGUUCUUAGAACCCGCGGUCAUGCUGGAAUUGGACGCAGAGGACAAGGUAGCCAUUAUGUGCUCCAACUUCACCGACAUGGCGGAGGGGAAUUACCACAGGUCCUGGAUCCGUGUGGGUGUGAUCGUCGUUUUCAACGAACUUUUUGAGGCGACAAUCCGGCACACAUCCACCACAGUUCGUUACAAGGACGAGACUACACGUUUGGUGCGACACUUCAAGAAUCUCUUCUGGUUCUGGCUUUUGAACGCAGCUGUGAUGCCUGCCCUUGUGAGUUGCACCAUACCUGCGGCUUGGGGGUGGCUGAACCGGGAACUGGAACUCAGCACUGUGCCCCAUGGUGGCAUGUCCAUGAGGGAGUGGCACGGCUGGGUGGGCAGCGUCAUCACGUUGAGCAUGGCUUGUCGUGUCUUCAUCCCACAGGUGCCUGACCUAAUUGCGGUUUGCUGCCGAAGAUGCAAUCGAUACCGCAAGGCUCGGAAGAUGAUCUCCCAGGAAGACCUGAAGAACCUCUAUGUGAACCCUGGGUUCCGCAUUGCAGAGGGCUUCGCAGAGGUGACUGUGACGGCAAGCAUUGCAAUGAUUUUUGGUCCAGCGCUCCCUUUGCUGAAUGUGCUAGCUGCCGUGUCCUGCUUCACACGUUACUUGGUGGAUUGGUAUAUUUUCUUGCGACACUCUCGACGCCCAGCUAUGUACGAUGAAAUCAUUGCCCGAGUGUCUGUCAACCAUUUGCUCAUGGCCUUGGUGUUCCGCUCUGCUACCAGCAUUUUGGUUUGGGUGGAUCCGACCCUCUUUGCAUCUGAUGUGGAGGGCUGCAGUUUCGAUGAGACUGAUGUGGAUUCACUGCGAGCACAGUACUUCCAGCUCGUGGCCAAGUGUCUUCCUUCUGGCUUGCGGGCCUUGUGA
This is a messenger RNA of Durusdinium trenchii, 1158 nucleotides long. Lineage: Eukaryota; Dinophyceae; Suessiales; Symbiodiniaceae. The record is from the annotation of a GenBank genome assembly.